GUAGGUGGUUCACCAUAAGAACUACGACGACGUCGAGGCACCGAUGCGAACCGGCGUGUGGAAACUUUGACCGGCAUCGUUGACUCAUUCUUGCCAUGGCUCCAUCGACAAACGUGAAACCAUUCGUAGUGAUUCGCAAGCACGAAAGCCAGGACAAUGCUGCGUUGCAGCGACUUAUCAGAGAUUUCGUCAUGUCCGGAGCUUGGGAAGCGUUUGUGUCGUGCUUAUUUCGCGAGAUAACGUUGCAGCUGAUCGUACUUGGUUGGGCGCUUAUGUUCAUCUUCUUCGGUAUUCCCCUAUACAUGUGCGCUAUUGCCAUACCCUGCGUCAUAGCGCUGAUAUGGUUCACAGUGUACGGCAGUUACUACAAUAAAUCGAACGAGCUCGCUCUGCGCUCGAACAAACUGUGCUGGGUGGCGGAAAUUUACGAACCACUGCUAGCGGUGUCAACAAAAGCGCAGGCGUUGCAAAUCGAACGAUGCUACACGGAUCGUCCCGGCCCGGAAGUGCAGCAAGAGUUGGGAAAGAUGAGAAGGAACAUUGUCGGUACGAUAAGUUGCCGCAACCAUUUGGCUAUGGAUAAUGCCGGGUUCAUAACCCGGUUAGCCGUCAGCCCAAAGUACGGUCUGACACCGGUGACGGAAUACCUCAUACAGCGAGUACUGCAGCACGCCGCUGAUAGCCAACUGUACGCGAUCGAAACUGUAACGUCGGAGUGCGAUCAGGAUGUGCGAGAAAUUUAUCUCAAAAUUGGCUUCACCAUACGGCAAGUCUAUCACAAACAAAUCAUCGGCAACACGUUGAAAGUGAUGAAAUCUCAGCUUGGAAUCGAUCUGCACGAGUGGAAUCAAAACCGGGAGCAAAUUAACGUUGAAGUGCCCGUGGAAUAGGAAAUAAGUCUGUUCCGUGUUUGGCACACGAGCAUCAGCAUUCAAUUCGCCGAUCAUUCCGCUAUUAUCUCAUUCAUGCGUUCGUAAGUGUAGACUAGAAUUUGCGCGGCCGUCGCAAUGCACAUUCGAAAUGACGGUAUUUGUUUAAAAAUGUUUUCUUUCGUAUUAGUAUUACAAAUGUGACAUAUGGAAGUAAGGUAAACGUGCUUGGCGACGAAUUUUUACCCUUCGAUCAAUAAAUGGAACAAAAGCAGAAAUAACACU
Messenger RNA from Anopheles nili, 1154 nucleotides. RefSeq lists its product as uncharacterized. Gene Ontology annotation, molecular function: N-acetyltransferase activity. Bases 96 to 890 code for a protein of 264 amino acids. NCBI's taxonomy places the organism in Eukaryota, Metazoa, Arthropoda, Insecta, Diptera, Culicidae. The transcript has 3 exons. The record is from RefSeq and is a predicted model, not a curated record.